Messenger RNA from Acaulospora colombiana, 222 nucleotides. Lineage: Eukaryota; Fungi; Glomeromycota; Glomeromycetes; Diversisporales; Acaulosporaceae. The record is from the annotation of a GenBank genome assembly.
CUGAAUCUCCUUGGAGAAUUCAUCCAACCGGAAACCUUGGACCAUGAGGAAAUGAACAUACAUGAAAAGCGGUCAACUGUCCGGCGAAGGGGUCAAGGAGGUAGAUUCGCCAAGACCACAAAGUUGAGAUAUACGAAGGUCCCAUCCUUUAAAACCAUGAUCUCGAGCUACUUUGAUCCUAGCGAGGAAGCGGAGCGAUUCCACGUUGGAAUAGGCAAGAAG